AUGAUAGAGCUGGAGAGGGAUCAGGAGUUAGAGGUUAGGGACCUAUUCCACCACUCCCAGACCUCUUCCACCACUCCCAGACCUGACCUCUUCCACCACUCCCAGACCUCCUCCACCACUCCCAGACCUUACCUAUUCCACCACUCCCAGAUCUCUUCCACCACUCCCAGACCUCUUCCACCACUCCCAGACCUGACCUCUUCCACCACUCCCAGACCUCUUCCACCACUCCCAGACCUGACCUCUUCCACCACUCCCAGACCUAUUCCACCACUCCCAGACCUAUUCCACCACUCCCAUACCUAUUCCACCACUCCCAGCCCUUACCUCUUCCACCACUCCCAGACCUUACCUCUUCCACCACUCCCAGACCUCUUCCACCACUCCCAGACCUCUUCCACCACUCCCAGACCUCUUCCACCACUCCCAGACCUCUUCCACCACUCCCAGACCUUACCUCUUCCACCACUCCCAGAUCUCUUCCACCACUCCCAGACCUCUUCCACCACUCCCAGACCUUACCUCUUCCACCACUCCCAGACCUCUUCCACCACUCCCAGACCUUACCUCUUCCACCACUCCCAGACCUCUUCCACCACUCCCAGACCUCUUCCACCACUCCCAGACCUCUUCCACUACUCCCAGACCUCUUCCACUACUCCCAGACCUCUUCCACUACUCCCAGACCUCAUCCACUACUCCCAGAUCUCUUCCACCACUCCCAGACCUUACCUCUUCCACCACUCCCAGACCUCUUCCACCACUCCCAGACCUCUUCCACCACUCCCAGACCUCUUCCACUACUCCCAGACCUCUUCCACCACUCCCAGACCUCUUCCACUACUCCCAGACCUCUUCCACCACUCCCAGACCUCUUCCACUACUCCCAGAUCUCUUCCACCACUCCCAGACCUCUUCCACCACUCCCAGAUCUCUUCCACCACUCCCAGACCUUUGUGAUGUUUCCAUAUCAAUGUUGUUGUUUCGCAUCAAUAAAACACCAAAUAAAG
This is a messenger RNA of Oncorhynchus tshawytscha (Chinook salmon), 1010 nucleotides long. RefSeq names its product leucine-rich repeat extensin-like protein 5. The record is from RefSeq and is a predicted model, not a curated record. The transcript has 3 exons. Lineage: Eukaryota; Metazoa; Chordata; Actinopteri; Salmoniformes; Salmonidae. The coding region runs from base 1 to 960 and encodes 319 amino acids.